This is a messenger RNA of Procambarus clarkii (red swamp crayfish), 841 nucleotides long. The record is from RefSeq and is a predicted model, not a curated record. NCBI's taxonomy places the organism in Eukaryota, Metazoa, Arthropoda, Malacostraca, Decapoda, Cambaridae.
ACCUCUCUUCAAGGUUCUAAAGAUACUGUCACACAGUUUGCCACCAUCAUUGGAUCUACUGAACAGCGUUGUUUCAGUUGUUGAACAAUGUUAAGAUUGGUUGUUGCGAUUGUUCUCUUUGCCACCACUCACCAAAUCUUCCUGGACUACAACGACAUAUCAGAGGUGACGUCCGAGAGUCUGGUGGGCUUGACCAACCUGCGAACUCUCUCACUGAAGCACAACACCAUAACUGCCAUUGUUCCCGAGACGCUGACAAAGAAGUACAGAUGGAUCAUUAACGCCGCCCGCACCCAUAGAGACCAGCACCGCAUUGAAAGCAGAUUUGUUGGUAGCAAUGUCGUCUUGCGGGUGUUUGGGGCCAGAGCCUUGCAGUUCUUCACAAACAAUAACCAUGACUAUGAAGUCGUCCAAGAAAUAAUGCAAAAGCAAACAGAACUUGGGAACGCCCUUGACCAAAUCCAAAGGACACAGGACCAAAUCGUCCAGCUCCUGCAACAACAGAGUCCAUCAUGUGAAGGGCCAACAUGCCAGAGUCUGGUACAAGGUGAUGCAGCACAAGCUGUCAUGGACAACCCAGCAUAUGACGUGUGGGCAACGAUGUUGCUGGCAUUGCCGGAAAGGAGUCACAUCAUGAUGGGGAACGACGUAUGGGUGUGGGCGGAGGACGAUCAGGUGGCCCGGCAGCUGCUGCAGCAGUCACAGACCUGGGUGUUGCAAGAUGGUCUCUCUCAGCCCAUAGAUCUCCCCUCUCUGGUCAGGAUCUGCGGCUCCACACACAUUGCCCACAAUGGAGGCAGUCUCCCGCCAUGUUAACAUAAUACAAAUUAUAAUCACAUUC